AUGGCUAUGAUGCCGCAUCCCCUCGAUCCAUUGUCUCCGGCAGAGAUAUCGCUGGCCGUGCGUUAUCUGAACAAUGCAUAUCCGAGCGAUAAGCUCGUCUUCAGGGUAGUCACCCUUUUGGAGCCUCCCAAAGCUCUAAUGAUACCAUAUCUAGAAGCAGAGCGUUCUGGCAAACGGGACAUCACUGCUCCAAAGCGGAGUGCGUUCGUUCAGUUCUACAAGAACACAGCAGCAGAUUUUCGCGAGGUUCAUCUUGAAUUGGACACGGGCAAGAUCACAAAAGAGAAAGACCUCGCGGGAAGACACUCCUAUGUCGACACGGAUGAGAUGCAGGCUGCUGAGAACGCAUGUAUUGCCUCGGCCGAGGUGCAGGAGGCUAUUCGCUUGCUGGAACUCCCCGAGGAGGCUGUCGUGUGUAUUGAGCCUUGGACGUAUGGAACCGACGGAAUGAACGAUAUGUCGGAGCGAAUUAUCAUGUGUUACUUCUAUAUGCGUCUUGGGAACCAUGGUGAUGCGAACCAUUACGCGUAUCCACUAGAUAUAUGCGUGGAGAUGUCGGGCGAUCUUACGGUGAAACGAGUUCUGUCUCUACCAUUGGGUGAGCACGACAAGACUGGGCUUGUCAGUGAGGUCGGUGUUAAGCCGUUUGAUCGGAACAAGAUCCACCACACCAGCGAAUAUCAUCCCGAUCUUGUCACCGAGAGGCGAACUACAACCAAGCCGUACCAGGUCGUCCAGCCAGAUGGGCCCUCGUUUCAGGUCCAUGGGAAUCUGCUCACAUGGGAGAAGUGGCGGAUGAGAGUUGGCUUCAACUAUCGGGAGGGCUUGACGCUCCACGAUAUUACCUAUGAUGGUCGGAGCGUUUUCUACAGACUAUCCCUAUCUGAGAUGUUUGUCCCCUAUGGCGACAGCCGUGCCCCAUAUCCGCGCAAGGCUGCUUUCGACCUUGGAUCGAACUUGGCCGGUGUGAAUUCAAAUAACCUCAAGCUGGGCCAUAUCAAAUACUUUGAUGGAUACCAUCACACCUCUGCUGGCGACCCGAUAGUUCUACCAAAUGUAGUUUGCUGCCACGAAAUUGAUGACGGCAUACUGUGGAAGCACACCAACUAUCGGACGCAGAAUGCCGUGGUGACAAGGUCGCGCGUCCUUGUGUUGCAGACGAUCAUCACAGUCGGGAACUACGAGUACAUAUUUGCAUUUCACUUCACUCAAGAUGCGUCGGUCAACUACGAGGUCCGCGCAACAGGCAUUCUAUCUACGGCACCCAUCAACUUGGGCCAGACAGCGCCAUAUGGAACCAUUGUGGCCCCCGGGGUCAUGGCGCCGUACCAUCAGCACCUCUUCUCCUUGCGAAUCGACCCGGCUAUUGAUGGGCACAAAAACUCCCUGAUGGUAGAGGAAUCCCACGCAAUGCCCUUCAACGACCCCGACGCUCAUAACCCUUUCGGGGUGGGAUACACAACUGUGAACCACAUCGUUGAGUCCGAAACGCCGCUGGAUCUUGACGUCAGCAGAGGACGAGUAUUCAAGAUCAUCAACGAAAAUGUCAAGAACCCCAUGUCCGGCGGACCAGUCGGCUACAAGCUUGUUCCGCACUACUCGCAAAUGGUACUGGCGCACCCGUCAUCCUACCAUUUCAAGCGCUCUGAAUUUGCCGACCACGCUGUCUGGGUAACCAGAUACAGCGACGAGGAGCGGUACAGCGCAGGCGAGCACACGAUGCAGUCACUGGGAGGAGAGGGCAUCGCCUCCUGGAUCAGAUCGCGACCGGUGCCAGUCAGCGUGCGCAACGAGGAUAUUGUGAUCUGGCACACGUUCGGGACGACGCAUAACCCCCGCGUUGAGGACUGGCCCGUCAUGCCGGCGGAGAAAAUGACGGUCUCGUUGAAACCGGUGAACUUCUUCUGGAGGAACCCUGCAUUGGACGUACCCGUCAGCUCGCAGGAGGAUAACAAGAGUGUCCUGGUGCAGGAUCAGGAUCAGGAUCAGGAUCAACAUCGUGGCGCUGUCCAGGCAGAUGCUUGUUACAAACUUUAA
Molecule: messenger RNA, 2037 nt
Organism: Aspergillus viridinutans
Lineage: Eukaryota; Fungi; Ascomycota; Eurotiomycetes; Eurotiales; Aspergillaceae
Product: amine oxidase
Exons: 5
Coding region: 1-2037 (678 amino acids)
Biological process (GO): amine metabolic process
Molecular function (GO): quinone binding; primary methylamine oxidase activity; copper ion binding
Source: RefSeq, a predicted model, not a curated record